CCUUCUUCUCAUCACUACACCCAUCCGCUUUCUUGCCGAGUCAGGACAUCGUGGUCGAGGCUCAAGGAUCUGUCUCCCACCGCUUCGUCCAUCCCCCUCAGUCAUUGACAGAGCAGAUCGACAAGUCGACGUGCUCAUUUUGCUUCCCUCAGAACCCCUCUUGCUUGGCCCAUCUCUAAACAGCCCUCGGCAAGAUGUCUGCAGAGGUCGCCAAUCCAGCGGAUACGCUGGGCCCGCGCAUCAACACCUCGAGGCGCUCCAUUCUUGCGAGCAUGGAAGCAGAGUCAGCUGAAGCGGAAGCCUCGCCUGUGCCUGUGUCAAACACAGACGCUUUGUUGCGCCAAAGACGGCCUAGCUCCUCGCAGUCGCGAUCAAAUGGUGUGACCGGCACCAAAGAAGCCGACAGCAAGUCCCACAGGCGCAAGUCCAGCGUCAGCUCAAAGAAGAGCCCCGUGCCAGCAACAUCCUUUGGUAGCGGCAGCGACAAGGAUGCCCAACUGGACGUGCCAAAGUCAAGCCUCAACAUCGCUCGCUGCCUUCUAGGAGCGCGCGCAAAAGCUACAUGUAUGCAUACAGCUUGGCGCGCAGAUGACGUGCUGGACACGCUCGCCCUGGAAGCUCAUCAUCGGCUUCGUGAAAGCGGCCUGCGCAGAUCGCAGACCAGUUGAAGGGUCUGUCUAGAACAGCACUCUAUGCACGAGGGAGAG
Molecule: messenger RNA, 707 nt
Organism: Ceraceosorus guamensis
Lineage: Eukaryota; Fungi; Basidiomycota; Exobasidiomycetes; Ceraceosorales; Ceraceosoraceae
Exons: 2
Coding region: 195-668 (157 amino acids)
Source: RefSeq, a predicted model, not a curated record